GUGAAGGGAUCUCAUUGUAAGCAGAGGCUCUAUCUGAUUGACAGCUGGAGUGUCCUAAAAAGGGAUUGAAAUGAUAUUUAUCAGAUGGUUUAUAUAGGAGAGUAGUGAAGACGCACAGGACCUGCCAUUUACAGAGCUGGGAGCUAGAAGCAGGGCACUGAACCAACUUAAUGCCAGAACUUCCUAUACUGCACUUCAGUGCGCGCUGCUGCUUGUGCCUGGACCAUCUUACAGCCAGACUCUAAAUUACUCCCCUACUGCCAAGCAGUGCCCUGUCCUUCUGCUGGCAACACCCACCAAUUGACAGACCCUGCAUUGCUCCCUUGCUGACAGACCCUACACCCGUCUCUAGACCCUUUGCUACCUUGCAUCAACCACUUGCCAGACCCUGCAGCCAACCCCUGAGCAACCUACUGCCAGGCUCUGCCCUCUUUGAACUUCCAUCACCUGAAACACCUUCUGCUAGAAGCCUCUGUGCCCCCUGCUGCCCCCAGACCCUACACCAGGCUUUGCUUUCAGACCCUGCACCACUUGGAUCCCUUCACUCUCUUCACUGAUUUCUCUUCUGACCGACUAGACCAAGGAGAGAAGUGAACUACCCCUGCAGCGGCUCAUCAUGCACUGCCAAGCCGAGCUGAGGCUCACCUCCCCCGGACAGCUCAAGGCAGCCAGGCGGCGCUACAAAUCCUUCAUGAUAGAUGAGAUCUUAUCCAAGGAGACCUGCGAUUACUUUGAGAAAUUGUCCCUGUACUCGGUGUGUCCCUCUCUGCUGAUCAGGCCCAAGCCCCUUCACUCUUGCUCUGGUUCAUCUUCACUCAGGUCAUAUCCUCUUCUCUCCGUCAUCACUCGGCAACCCAAUGUGGUUACUCACUUAGUCCCUUCUCCUUCAUCUUCUCAUAUUUCUGUUCUUUCGCCUACACAUCUUUCUCCAAGUUGUGCCCGGUCUGAAACUCCUGCUAGUGAAGGUCACCACAGCAGUGAAUCAGAAAUAGAACAAACCACCCCUCGUGUCAAGAAACCGCGACGAAGCAGAACCAUCUUUACAGAACUUCAACUCAUGGGACUGGAAAAGAAAUUCCAGAAGCAGAAAUAUUUGUCUACGCCAGACCGUCUCGAUUUGGCUCAGUCCUUAGGCCUCACUCAACUGCAAGUGAAGACUUGGUAUCAAAAUCGUCGCAUGAAAUGGAAAAAAAUUGUGCUGAAAGGAGGUCAAGAAGCGCCAACUAAACCUAAAGGGCGUCCCAAGAAAAAUUCCAUCCCGACUUCUGAAGAAAUAGAGGCAGAAGAGAAGAAUCGGUUGGCAGAAGCAUCUGAUGGCACAGGACAUGAUGAGGAACCAAACCAAUGGACAAAUGAAAAUGACGAUGAUGAAGAAUCUGAUGAGCUGAAUGUAGAGGAGGAAUGCCAGAGUCUAGGGUCGCAGUCACCAUCGUUCUCUUCAGCAUCUCAUCUUGAGAGCUCAUCCAGAGGAAAUGCUUCCCUGAGCUAAACAGAGAAUAUUUAUAACAAACUAUUUAAAUGCUGCAUAUAAAACACAAAUACACACUUCUGGCUGCUGUUUGGACAGAUGUAGGGACUUGUGAAAUGCAGAAGUUACCCCAUUCUAAGUGUCUUCCCCUGGAAUCAAUAGAAACUGCCAUUCAGAAGAGACAGAAUAGUGAGUGAUACGGUACUGCUGCAAAAAAAAGACUCUUGCAUUAUGUACAACUGAAAUAUUUUGCUGUGUUUGGACAAUGUAUAUAGUGUUCCUUAUUUUUUAAUAUUUUUUUUUGCCAGAAGCUACAGUGAAAAGGAAGAAAAAAAUAUGGGAAAAAUAAAAUGUCCCUAUUGUGACUUAAUUUGCGAUGGAUUGAAAUGAAGUGUUUAUAUGUUGCAUGUUACAAAUUGUCUACCAAAAAGUACUUUUAUAGCUAUAUUACUGGUUUCAUAAUGAGAUGUCUAAAGUAGAUGCACCUCAUUAUUUAUCAUAUCUGGUUUUGAUUGGGUGGAAUUUAACAGGACAUGGAAACAAAUACAUUCUAUCAUACCUUUAAUAAAGGUGUAAUUAAACAUUUGAAAA
Molecule: messenger RNA, 2059 nt
Organism: Bombina bombina (fire-bellied toad)
Lineage: Eukaryota; Metazoa; Chordata; Amphibia; Anura; Bombinatoridae
Gene: BARX2
Product: BARX homeobox 2
Exons: 5
Coding region: 617-1489 (290 amino acids)
Biological process (GO): regulation of transcription by RNA polymerase II
Cellular component (GO): nucleus
Molecular function (GO): RNA polymerase II transcription regulatory region sequence-specific DNA binding; DNA-binding transcription factor activity, RNA polymerase II-specific
Source: RefSeq, a predicted model, not a curated record